AAUACUGCUAAAAAAUGUCAAUACGUUAACAAUUAGACCGUUCUGUAUUGCAUAAAAACGAGUUGAAUGUAGAUGGGUCUCUUAUGAACUUGAACAUAUAUAUUUAAAUUAUGGGAUGUGGGCAAAGUUCAGUUACAGAAACAAGAGUAAAGUCUCCAAAUAGGCAGGUUUUGAAACAUGAUCUAAAUUACAAUCAGAAGGAGCCUAGAACGACGGCUUCUAUUCCUCCAGGACAGGAAAAUCAACCGGCUGAAUAUGAACAAGGAAGUAAGGUUGGGAGAUUACAUAAAUACAGUGAUAAAGAAUACACAGAAGAUAUCUUUAAAGAUGCUAAAGGAAUUGAAAAUGAUUUAAAUCAGGACGAAGAUAUAACUAUGUAUCAAAUUCAGUAUUUAGAGUUGCUGGCUAGAUUUUUCCAGUUAUAUGAAAAAUGCUGUGGCAAUAUUCCUAGACAUCCUUCGAUACCAAGUGGUGAUCCAAACACAGCCAAUUUUCCAUUACCAGAUUCAGUUGGUUUAUUUCGGGUUGAUUUGCAUGACGAUACUAGUACCUUUGAUUUUCACAUUGAUGGCGACGCUGCUUGGGAGGUUAUAUCACAAGACAUUAUUAAAGAAGAUGCAACAACGCCAGAACAAGAUUCUGUAUAUGAGAAAAGAGAGAAAAGAACAGAUUUGAACGAUGGUGAACGAAUGAAGAAAAGAAGAAUGGAAUUAGCUAGUUAUUUCAUAAAAGAACGUGCCGACGGGCUUACUACUUAUUGUGACAAAUACCUUGGAUUUGCCGACAAUCUUGAGGAAGGCUGGACAAAAUUCCAGGAGCUUUUGUAAAAAGUAACUGCGCAUAAAUGUUACAAGUUAAUUUUGCAUCUACGACAAAUCUUUCAACAUUUCUUUUUUACAAGUUGUUUUAAUAAAAAUGUGUAAAACUACA
Mytilus californianus (California mussel) is the source of this 930-nucleotide messenger RNA. RefSeq lists its product as uncharacterized. The coding region runs from base 111 to 827 and encodes 238 amino acids. The transcript is spliced from 2 exons. NCBI's taxonomy places the organism in Eukaryota, Metazoa, Mollusca, Bivalvia, Mytilida, Mytilidae. The record is from RefSeq and is a predicted model, not a curated record.